Acanthoscelides obtectus is the source of this 3428-nucleotide messenger RNA. The record is from the annotation of a GenBank genome assembly. Lineage: Eukaryota; Metazoa; Arthropoda; Insecta; Coleoptera; Chrysomelidae.
AGUUAUACAAUUUUCCAUACAUAGGUGAGUCUGGCAUAAGUAUAUUCAUUGAAACCAGUGAUAAAAGUGAUCAAAAACAAUAAAUUCCUUCAAUAUUGCUUUUCGGAUAAAAAAAAUAAAUUUCAGUUUAGCUGUAAAUAAUAUUACAAGCUAAACUUCGUAGCUAGGUAGCGAAUACUGAACUAUCCUUGACUUAUUCAUCUGAUUUUUAGAAAACGAAUAUGUGAAUACGAAACGCCUUUUUUGGUUUUGUGAAUAGUGGUCAUUAAAUUGUUGCCGCUAUUAACGUUAACAUACUUCUUUAAUAGUAGACACAAACCUUUCCAUUUCUGAAAAAUCUAUAUUCAUGGCCAAUCAUCAAAGCUUAUCGUUUGACAUCAGGAAUUUCUAAGACGCUUGUGUGCGGACAGAUUACAGUCUGGUACCGAAACACAAAAGUGUAGCAAAACACAUCGUACGCCAUUGUUAACUCGUUUUUCGCGCUAGCAGUAACGUAAAGCUGUCAAAGGACGGUGAGCGAUAAUAUAAUAUAUAUCAUAUCUUGCAUAUUAAAGAAAUAUCGCUCCAUGUGUAAACGUGAUCUGUUCCGCUUUGGUAUUCAGGCAUAGUAACGAUCAGUGUUUAACAGUCUAUAAAAAGUUGUCACAAAAUCCCUCGAUUUCCCUGUCAAUUCGUUCACGUUAUGAGAUACGAAUCCAUAACUAUAUCUGCAGUUAUGGAGAUUCGUCGCAAAUGAUGAAUCAAGAUGGAAUACCAAAUAGACCUGUAGAUACUUAUAUGGAGCUUUUGUUAUUGUAUAGUAACGCUACAGUAGGUCAAGUCCAAGAAACAGUGAUGCUCGGCGAAAUUUGUCCUUAUAUGGAUUGGAUUCGCGCCAAGUUACAGACAUACCAAAUAUAUUUACAUUGUGUUUAUAAAAGGAAAGACAGAUUCAUACACAAUAUUUUAAUUUUCUACAGGAUUAUAAAAUUUAAAAAGCUGUCUCUUUCAUUUCUGUAUAUUUAUUAAUAAUAAUAUAGGAUGCUCAAUUGCCGAAUGCAAGAGAUCGAAAAGCGCUGUUGUAUUUUUGGAAUCUUAAUACGAUGAAUUCUCUCAGUUACUAGCGGCUGGGGGAGUUUUUCAAAAAAUUCGACUUUGCACUAUCGACCAAAUAGAUCAUAAAAAUGCCUUUCAAGCCAGCAGAUAACCCAAAAUGCCCGAAAUGCGGCAAAUCCGUAUACGCCGCAGAAGAACGUGUGGCCGGUGGAUACAAAUUCCACAAAUCAUGCUUCAAAUGCGGAAUGUGCGGUAAGAUGUUGGACUCUACCAACGUGACCGAGCACGAAGCUGAACUGUUCUGUAAGAACUGCCACGCGCGCAAGUACGGCCCUAAAGGGUACGGUUUUGGCGGUGGUGCCGGCUGCUUGAGCAUGGACACCGGAGCUCACCUUCAAGGGGACGAUAUAGUCGUGAAUAGGGCUCCUUUGCUGGCGAAAGCCAUCGCCAAGGCACCCGAUGGGCAGGGAUGCCCUCGAUGCGGCGGAUACGUUUAUGCUGCUGAACAGAUGCUUGCACGUGGAAGAGCCUUCCACAAAACCUGCUUCAAAUGUGGUGAAUGUAACAAGGGAUUGGACUCAGUCAAUGUCACCGAGGGACCAGACAGAGACAUCUACUGUAAAGUGUGUUAUGGCAAGAAGUUUGGCCCUAAAGGAUACGGAUACGGUCAGGGUGGUGGCACUCUCCAAAGCGACUGCUUCGCUGUCAGCGAUCAAGCUCCUAAGACCACCGUUGCUGAUACGGCGUCGAUCAAGGCGAAACCUGGCCAAGGAUGUCCCCGGUGCGGCGGAGUGGUGUUCGCUGCGGAGGAAGUGUUGGCGAAGGGCCGCCAGUGGCACAGGAAGUGCUUCAAGUGCCGCGAUUGCACGAAAACAUUGGACAGCAUCAACGCUUGCGACGGCCCGGACGGAGACGUCUAUUGCAAGACGUGCUACGGCAAGAAAUGGGGACCGCACGGUUACGGAUUCGCGUGCGGAUCGGGAUUCUUGCAGACCGAUGGACUCACGGAAGACGAAAUAUCUCAGAGUCGUCCGUUCUACAAUCCUGAUACGACAUCGAUCAAGGCCCCUCCAGGCCAAGGAUGCCCCAGGUGCGGAGGAAUGGUUUUCGCUGCUGAACAACAGCUAGCCAAGGGCACGAUGUGGCACAAGAAGUGUUUCAACUGCGCCGAAUGUCAUCGUCCGUUGGACAGCGUUCUCGCUUGCGACGGACCCGAUCGCGAAAUCCACUGCCGCGCUUGCUACGGCAAACUGUUCGGCCCUAAGGGGUUCGGCUUCGGGCACAGGCCCACGCUCGUGUGCGCAGACGGAACGGCCCCGGCGGUGCACGACCCCAGACCCAACAGCGGACCGAAGGCCGCACCCGGACAAGGAUGCAAGAGAUGCGGAUAUGCCGUGUACGCGGCGGAACAAAUGAUCAGCAAAAAUGGCCAAUGGCACAAGAGAUGCUUCAGUUGUCACGAUUGUAACCGCAGCUUGGAUUCUACCACCCUUAACGAUGGACCCGACGGAGAGAUCUACUGCAGAGGUUGCUACGGUAGGAAUUUCGGUCCGAAGGGCGUCGGUUUCGGAAUGGGUGCCGGAACUUUAACCAUGGCCUAACCUCCUUCUCCAUCACCAAAAAAACCUAAUGCUUCUGUCAACAUACCGAAGACAAGUCCAUAGUAUGACGCUAUGGGAGGGGCAUCCGACAUCCGUGCCAAAACGCAGCAGAAGAAGAUUAUACCGAACAUGGAGAAGAAUAAAAUAACUAUGCAGAAAUCUUAUAGUUUGGGCUGUGCAUCAAAAACUUGUAACAUUCCGAAAGAUAGGAUUUCUGAAUGAUUCAGAUAUUGUAACACGUCCACAAAGUAUACAAAGCUUAUACAAUCACAUAAUACGCAAGAGUUUAAACAAACGCUUUGCGGCGCAUAUUUUUCAGAAUUUUUGUACUGUUUUUUGAAUGAAGGCAAAAUAAUUACACACCGCAUCAACUUGACUACGGUUGGAAGUGGUGAACUUUCUAUGCGGGGAACCAGUACAUAGAAGGCUCAUCGAAAUUCUUUUUUAUAAUAAAAAUAAAAACAAAAAAUGCAAAAAACGGAAUCACUCCUCUAAAUCACUACAACCACCGACAAAAAAACAUAUUCGAACAAAAUCGAAAUACUUCCGGAAGUAGUCAUUUUGGAACAGGAAGAAAUUGAAAGGCUUCCUCGAACGAUCACACGAUUUUUUACGUUCCUAUUCUACAAUGGCCAACUCUGAUUGGUCUAUCGAUAUAUUAAAUAUAUAGCUUCGCGCUUCGCCAUAUAUUGAUAUUGUUUUGUUUUACGCUAUUUACAAUAUAAGGUAUUUUUUGUUUAGUUGUGUACAAACAAAUAUUCAAUGAUGUUAUAAUAAAAUUUUUAAAAAUAA